AUCCCCCCUCAGGGCAAUUUGCAGUCCAAAAAACUGGAAUCUGAAGCUAAAUGGAGAUUGUACAUCAUAGCUUCGAAUACUGAUCUCAAUGUCCAAAGAAAUACCUACUAAACUAGGUUUCAUUAUUUUUCAGGUUUUCAGGAUGAAUCUGGAAAAACUCAGCAAACCAGAACUACUGACGCUGUUUAGCAUUCUUGAGGGAGAAUUAGAAGCAAGAGAUCUUGUCAUAGAGGCUUUAAAGGCCCAGCACAGGGACACGUUCAUUGAGGAACGCUAUGGGAAAUACAACAUCAGUGACCCACUGAUGGCUUUGCAGAGAGAUUUUGAGACCCUGAAGGAGGGGAAUCAUGGUGAAAAGCAGCCAGUAUGCUCCAAUCCUUUAUCUAUUUUGAAAGUGGUGAUGAAGCACUGCAAGAAUAUGCAGGAAAGAAUGUUAUCCCAACUAGCUGCUGCAGAAAGCAGACACAGAAAGGUGAUCCUGGACCUGGAGGAGGAGAGGCAGCGGCACGCCCAGGACGCGGCCGAGGGCGACGAUGUCACCUACAUGCUGGAGAAGGAGCGCGAGCGCCUCACCCAGCAGGUGGAGUUUGAAAAAUCCCAAGUGAAGAAGUUUGAAAAAGAGCAGAAGAAGCUGUCGAGCCAGUUGGAGGAGGAAAGGGCACGCCACAAGCAACUGUCUUCCAUGCUUGUUGUGGAGUGCAAGAAAGCCACUGCCAAAGCAGCUGAAGAGGGCCAGAAGACAGCAGAACUGAGCUUGAAAUUGGAAAAGGAGAAGAGUAAGGUGAGUAAACUGGAAGAGGAGCUGGCAGCCAAGAGGAAGCGGGGUUUGCAGAUGGAAGCACAAGUAGAAAAGCAGCUCUCAGAGUUUGACAUUGAAAGAGAACAGCUGAAAGCCAAGCUCAACAGAGAGGAAAACCGUACAAAAGCACUCAAAGAAGAGGUGGAAUGUCUGAAGAAAGCCCUGAAAGAGCUGGAGGCUUCUAGCCAGGAGCAGAGUCCCUCUGGGCCUGUGCAGCCCAGCCCCUCGGUGACAUCCAGGGGGGUGACGACUGACAGUCCCCCCGUGAGGUCUGUGUCCUGCCAGACCGAGGGUGUGCAGGCGGAGCGGGCCAGCCCUGCCAGCCCCAGCACCAGCAGCACCAGCACCAGCACCAGCACCACCAGCAGCACCAGCAGAGCUGCUCACGCCGUGUUUGCCAGCCCCUCCACACCUGCUCACUCCCAUGCCAAAUCCAACGGGCACUGUGACACAGACGGGCAGACGGCUGGGGACACAAGUGCUGCAGAGAGCCCAGCUGCCAGGGAGAAGGCUGCUGCAGCCUCAGAAAGCGCGGCGGAGAACGGGAGCUCUCCCGUGAGAACAGAGUCCCCGGUGCACCUGCCGGCCCAGCUCCCUGCCGGGGUGUCCCUGUCCCCCAGCAGCACAGCCGCCUCCUCCCUGACCCCUUCUCCCUGCUCCUCUCCCGUGCUCACCAAGCGCUUGGUGGGAGCCUUGGCCAGCAGCCCUGGCUACCAGUCCUCCUACCAGGUGGGCAUCAACCAGCGCUUCCACGCGGCGCGGCACAAGUUCCAGUCGCAGGCCGAGCAGGAGCACCAGGCCAGCGGCCUGCAGAGCCCCCCCUCGCGGGAUCUGUCCCCCACCCUGGCCGACAACUCCGCUGCCAAGCAGCUGGCCCGGAACACGGUCACCCAGGUGCUGUCCCGGUUCACCAGCCAGCAGGGCCCCAUCAAGCCUGUGUCCCCGAACAGCUCCCCUUUUGGCACGGACUACCGGAACCUGGCCAGCGCUGGCAGCCCCAAGGCCGAGCCCGGCCACUCCCCGGGCCCUGCCAAGGUCUCCAGCCCCCUCAGCCCCUUGUCUCCUGGAAUUAAGUCACCAACCAUUCCCAGAGCAGAAAGAGGGAACCCUCCACCCAUUCCUCCAAAGAAGCCCGGGCUGGCUCAGUCCCCUGCUGCUCCUGCUGCUCUCAGCAAACCCUGCCAGGCCUCCCUGGGUGCCCCCACGGACGUGAGCAGCUGCUCCAGCAGCACUGUCGUGUCAAAUGGCAAAGACCUGGAGAUCCUCCUGCCGAGCAGCAGCUAGUCUCCAGAAAACGGGAAUGUGACAUUCCACAGCUUAGCUUACCCUGCAGCUAAGACACUGUUUUUCCACUCCAUGUUAUUUAUUUCCAUAGUAGCAGAUUCUGUCUGUAUAAAACAUUUAGUAUAUUUUUUUCUUUUUAAUAGGUAGGAAAAUAUUUUUGUUUAUGAAGAAACCUUAACUACAGCUAUACAGUAGCCUCCAAAUGUCUCAUGGCAGCAGUCAAAUCAUUAGAGAUAAGAACCAUAAUCAUGUGGUGGGACCUAUCAACCUCUAAUGGGACUGAAAUGCUACUUUUAAAUUAUGCAGAAAUAAUUUUUGCAGACUUUUUACUCCAGAUGAACAUUUUAUAAAAGUGCCUGAACUAAGCCUGCAAUAUGAAUGUGAUUCUCGAGAGAAGGUGAGGAGGGGAACAUCUAGCUGCAGAAACAAAUUCUUCUGAGUCCUGAAUGUUGAAACCAACACUGGUUUUCCUUUUUAUUCUUUCCAUUUGCUGUGGUAAGUUAGCAAAUGGGCUACAAAUUCUGCAAGGUGACCACCAGAGCUUGCAGCCAGCCUUCAGCACAUAGCUCCCAGCUAUCUGGGGAAGCACACACGAGGUUCUUGGGGUCAAAUUUAGUUGUGAUAGCAUCCAGAUUACUUCUCUGUCAGCAUUCCUUGUCCAUUCCUUUCUGCUUUCCUGCCAAGAUGCCUGUGUGCUUUAAAUGCCUAAACUCUGGUCUGGUGGAUCACCUGGAAUCUCCAAGCUCUCCAAGCAUUCUGCUGAGAACAGAGAAAAGGAUCUUUCUGUUCCUUGACAAAGAUCUCACUGUUACUUGAAAAAGUAACUCAUCCAUACAAUACAGGUUUUUUCAACACCUGUAGCAUGAGAUCUUUGACUUUAAACAAAAGCAAUAAUUUUGUUCCUCAUCUGUGUCAGUUAAGUCUGACAGACCUGGAUUUUACCCACUAGCUAUGGCUAGCUUUCCUUGGCUGCAAAUACAGAACCAGGUCAUUGCUGCUGUGGAGCUGAGUGUGUAGAUCUGUCUAAGUGUCUCACUCAUACCUACUGAACACACAGUGUGUUAGGGAAAUACUGAUCUCUCCUUGAUCCUCUGCCCCAUAUGAAGAAAACAUGGCAAUUCACUGACAUCUUAAAAAAUUCCUCAGUGAGGAAUUGCCUAAAUUUGAGGCAGAUUAUGUGUGUGAAGAAGUAUUUGGGCCCAGGAGAAGCAGCUGAUUCCUGUGCAGAAGUGUUUUCUGCAAGAAAACCAGCAGGCACAGCACAGUGGUUUUCUGAGUCACUGUGCUGAGAAGUGCAGGACAAACACCACAGAUAGUGGCAGAGGCUGAGAAGUGCAGGACAAACACCACAGAUCAGUGGCAGAGGCUGAGGAGUGCAGGACAAACACCACAGAUCAGUGGCAGAGGCUGAGGAGUGCAGGACAGACACCACAGAUCAGUGGCAGAGGCUGAGGAGUGCAGGACAAACACCACAGAUCAGUGGCAGAGGCUGAGAGCACGACCCCGAGUUAAUGAUCUCGGGUGUUGGAUGUGAGCUGAUCCUAAAUUUAGAAACUGGACUCACUGCUGGUGAGCUGCAGCUCUGGGCACGUCCCUGGGCAGCAGAGAGGUUUGCACAGAGCUGCCAGGGCCAGCCACGCUCUCCUGUGUCCAGUGCCGUGUCCUGGACCAGGGUCCCUUUGCUGGCCACGGGAGGAUGCAGAGCUGUCCAGGCAGGGGUUCCUUGAGCCUGCAGGACACCAGGGCCCUGGGGUGGCUGCUGGAGUGACCCCACACAGCCAGGACAGGGCUUCAGAGGUUUGCACAGACCCUUUGGGAGCCUUUGAGGCAGUGGUAUUACGGGCUGUUCCUAGUCCAGUGGAACAGUUUGUGUAUUAACAGCAGGGGCACAGAGGCAGCCAGAGCUGAAAGGACAGUGACUCUUUUGGAAGCACAUUUAUUCCUUUUUUAACUAAGUGUCCGUGGCAGGUUUUUUUCCUCUUGCUGAGAGUAAAUAUAAAAAUGGAUGGGCAGAUGGAUUUUGGCCCACGUAUCCCUUCUGACUGAAUAGUGAGGCUUUUGUAUACACUGCUUUAAUGAGUUUCUUUGCUUUUACAUUAAUCUGACUGGUAUUAUCCCCUUUAUUGAUAGCUCUAGAGAGAGAGAUACUAUGAUGAAGUCUAAUAGGAAAUGCACUGAGUACUGUUUCUUCUAAAAUAUAAUAUGGGAAGGGGUAUGCAAAAGAAUGUAUUUUUGCUAGUAGACUAACUUCUGAAAGAAACUAAGCACAAGGGAUUAAAAUGAAUCCAACUAAUUCAGUAAGACAUUUAGAGUUAGUAUUUAACUGUUGAUGUAGAUUCUGUGUGGAAGCAACUAAAUAUUUCUUCUCUAGCUCACGUGUCCUAAGCAGACAUUGUUGCAGAGUUUGUCACUGGCUAAUGGAGUAUAAUGAAGUGCAAAACAUAUAACACUAGUAUUAAUUCAUUAACACUUGUAAAUUUGUAAAGCCAAAUGUACCAAGCUGAAGUCUUUAAUCAUUUUUAUAGCGGAUGGCAUUAAACAUAUUAAACAUUCAUAUUAUCAAUAAAGGAUUUUAUUUUUAA
Molecule: messenger RNA, 4665 nt
Organism: Catharus ustulatus (Swainson's thrush)
Lineage: Eukaryota; Metazoa; Chordata; Aves; Passeriformes; Turdidae
Gene: CTTNBP2NL
Product: CTTNBP2 N-terminal like
Exons: 4
Coding region: 89-2083 (664 amino acids)
Source: RefSeq, a predicted model, not a curated record